Molecule: messenger RNA, 927 nt
Organism: Hibiscus syriacus
Lineage: Eukaryota; Viridiplantae; Streptophyta; Magnoliopsida; Malvales; Malvaceae
Product: cyclin-dependent protein kinase inhibitor SMR9-like
Exons: 1
Coding region: 213-617 (134 amino acids)
Biological process (GO): regulation of DNA endoreduplication
Source: RefSeq, a predicted model, not a curated record
UUUAAAGUACUCACCAGGUUUAACCGUUUAACAAGUACUGGGAUGACAGUUUCUUCUCUCCAAUGAAUCUCGUACCCUGCAAAAUUGUUUGUUAAAGGCCUUCAACUUGUUCUCUCUUUCUCCCAAGUUUAGUAUUCCUUUUCCCUUGUACUUCAACUACACCUCUUUAACUGUUCAUCCACUACAACUUUUCUUUUUUAUUCUCUCUUUCAAUGGCACCCACCGGCAGAAGAGCCAGAAGAACAUUGAGAAAAACGAUCAAGCCACGAAGAAGUCAUUACCGAAGGAAGCUUGCCAAGCCCACUAUUCAAAAGACAUCAGUGCUGUUGGAGGAUUUGGUUUCCAAUUCUUCCACCAUAAGUUCAGAUAAUCUUUCCAAGAUGGAGGGAUUCAAUAUCCAAGGAGUUGAUGAUCAUAUCUCUACCACUACUAUAAAUCCUUGCUCAACGCCGAAAGCUCCGAGGUUUCGGAUACCGGAGGUGGAUACAUGCCCUCUGGCACCCAAGAAACAAAGGGUUCUCUCCAAUUGCUCAUUGCAAAGAACACCUAUUGCUUUCUUUGCUCCUCCGGAUUUAGAGCUCUUCUUCUUCUUUGCACAUAGGGAUAUCUCAGUCUGAUGCCACAAACAUAAACACCCUUUCAAUAGUUUUAAGAUUAGGUGUUUCUUCAGUUUGAUUUCACUGAGUACAGUUUAAGAGCUUCUUCUACGAGUGUUUUAGGAAGAGGAAGGAGGAAAAGUUGGUAGCUAUUUUGCUUAGUUUUUUGGGGCAAAUUUUGUUGGGUUCUCAAGUUUGUAGGGUAUGCUAAUCACUAAAUUUAGCUUGGGCUCCAUCUCCAACUAAGUUUAGCUUUAAUUCCUUCUUUUUUUUAUAUAUUUUUCAAAUGUAUGCUGACUUUUGGAAGUGUGCAAUAUUGUAACAGUGUGGG